Lagopus muta (rock ptarmigan) is the source of this 784-nucleotide messenger RNA. The record is from the annotation of a RefSeq genome assembly. NCBI's taxonomy places the organism in Eukaryota, Metazoa, Chordata, Aves, Galliformes, Phasianidae.
AUGGCACACCAAGCACACUCCUACCAUAUAGUUGACCCAAGCCCAUGACCUAUUUUCGGUGCAGCUGCAGCACUACUUACCACCUCUGGCCUAAUCAUAUGAUUCCAUUAUAACUCACACACCCUAUUAACAAUAGGCCUCUUCUCCAUACUCCUAGUUAUACUACAAUGAUGACGAGACGUGGUCCGAGAAGGCACCUUCCAAGGCCACCACACCCCAACCGUCCAGAAAGGCCUUCGUUAUGGCAUGAUCUUAUUCAUUACAUCAGAAGCUUUCUUCUUCCUGGGCUUCUUCUGAGCUUUCUUCCACUCCAGCCUAGCUCCUACCCCAGAACUAGGAGGACAAUGACCACCAACAGGGAUUAAACCUCUCAAUCCUCUUGAAGUCCCUCUCCUAAAUACAGCAAUCCUCCUAGCCUCCGGUGUUACUGUAACAUGAGCCCAUCAUAGCAUCACAGAAGGGAACCGAAAACAAGCCAUUCACGCACUUACCCUUACCAUUAUUCUAGGCUUCUACUUUACUGCCCUUCAAGCCAUAGAAUACCAUGAAGCCUCAUUUUCAAUCGCCGAUAGUGUCUACGGCUCCACCUUCUUUGUUGCUACAGGAUUCCAUGGCUUACACGUCAUCAUCGGCUCAUCCUUCCUAACAGUCUGUCUCCUACGACUAAUCAAAUUCCACUUCACAUCAAACCACCAUUUCGGAUUUGAAGCAGCAGCCUGAUAUUGACACUUCGUAGACAUCAUCUGACUCUUCCUAUAUAUAUCAAUAUACUGAUGAGGAUCCU